CCUUAAGUUUUGGGCAAAUAUUUCCUGUUAUAGAUCCUGUAGAUUAUUCAUGUCCAUUACCAACAUUAAAGAAUGCAACUCUAUUAAGAUAUGAACCACCCAUGAAAACUGAAAUUGCAAUUUAUGGAACAGCAGCUAUUGUCCUUUGCAAUAACUCCAUAUUAGAUCAACAGUCAGUCAUUUACUGUGGAGAAGAUAAUGCUUGGAUUGGAAGAACCUGUGAAUAUACUGAAUGUUCAAAUUUGCUGUCGAUAACAAAUGGAAAAGUUAAAUUUAUUAAUCGAGUGCCAAAUAGAAUUGCCUCUUACAAAUGCAAUGAGGGAUACAGAGAAGUGGGUCAAUCAUUCUCUAUUUGUCUACAGAAUGGUUCUUGGAGUUAUACAAAUUUUUAUUGUCAUGAAGUACCAAAUAUAGCCUCUAAUUUCAUUGCUAUAUGUUUAACCAUAGUGACAUCAAUUUGUUUGUUAAUAAUUUUUAUUGGAGUGUCCCAUAAAUUUAAAAAAUUAAAAAGCAAACAUGCAGCAUCAUUAAUGGAAGAACAUUAUUAUUUCAAAUAUGGACUCUCACCGGCUCCCAAUACAGAGCCAAUUGACACCACACGCAAUUCAGCAAUUUAUGAAGAAAUUGCAGAAAAUAUAAUAGAAAUGCCUGAUUCCAUUCCAGAAAAUAACAAGAAUGUAUUGGAUAAAGAGGAAAUGUCAAACAAAACUGAAAAUAUUUACAUGGAACCUACAGAUGAAUAUAAUAAGCAAACACACACAACUUGCAGAACAUAAGCAAGCAUAAUGUAUUGAAGAAUAUUUUAUAUUAAACAUAUCAAAAUGAUGUGAUAGUUGUAAAUAUUUUAAAGUACAAAAAAUUAUAUAUAAUUUUAUGUGAAUUGUUGCAAUUUUACUCAUAGAUUUACCAAGUUUUAAUGUAGUUUUGUAGUUAAGUUAUAAAAAUUCUGAAAUAUUUGCAUCACUAGUUUCAUAUUUAUAUUUUGUGCUCUGUUAUUAACAAAGUAAACUUGUUCUGUUUCAAUUGGAAGCAGUUCCUUGAUGUUCUGGUAGACUUAAGAUGUUGUUUAUCUAGUCAUGUAAUUAUUUGUGUAUUAUAACAAUUUAUCUCAUUGAAACACUUUAUGAAUUAGUAUUUUUUUUAAUGUAAGAAAUUUUAUUGAAAUAAAUAUUGAAUCAUUUAUUAUAUUUGGAUAAUUUGAUUUAUAUCUAUACACUAAACAUUAAAAUGUUCAGAGAUACUUGAAUUCUUUUAGGUAAAUAUGCAUAAUUUAGUUCAGUUAUUGACAAACCAAAGUUACCAGUUUUAUUAAUAAAAUAGGAAAUUCAUGUUCAAAAUGUUCUCAAAAUUACUUUACAACUUAAAUAUAUUAUUUAAAAUCUAUUGAAAAUUAUGCAC
Molecule: messenger RNA, 1398 nt
Organism: Centruroides sculpturatus (bark scorpion)
Lineage: Eukaryota; Metazoa; Arthropoda; Arachnida; Scorpiones; Buthidae
Exons: 6
Coding region: 102-776 (224 amino acids)
Source: RefSeq, a predicted model, not a curated record